AUGCCGCAAGGCCGAGCACUGCGCCUGGUGACCCUGAAGGAAAGCCUGGCGGAAGCUGAGUCGGGGCGCAGGACUUCGAAGCCUGUGAAUGCCCAGGAUGCUAAGGAGGAGGAGAGGGAGACCAAGGCCUCCAAGAAGAAACCCCCCUACCUCACAAUGCUGCCCACCGCAGUGCUGAGGCUCACUCGAGCCACCCGGAGGAGGAAGAGAGCCAAGCUUCCCUCUCUCAAGAAGGCACCCCAGGCGGUACCCCAAGACUCCGCCGAAGAGCGCUGCGGCCUGGGCUGUCUUGUCAUCCCCUGUUGCCAGCGUUUCAAUAGCAUCAGGUGGUUUAUGGCUUUCUAUUGCGUUCUGCUGGUAUCUCAAGGUAUUGUGUUUGGUCUUACUGUCAUGAGUAAUAAUGAUUUUGAACAAGACCAUGUUCUGACAACCACUGAGAAAUCAGCACUGACCCUCAGUUACGAUAUUUCUUCUUGCCUGGUGGCAUUGUUUAUAGCAUACUACGGAGGUAGUGGAAACAGAACCAAAUGGAUUGCAUUUGCCUCCUUUUUGGUAGGAUUUGGAUCACUUUUACUUGCUUUUCCGUACUUCGGUACUAAAGAUUAUAAAAUAGAGAUAAAACCUGAAGAUAUUUGCAGCAUGACAAAGGUUCAAUCUUCAACCUGCCUGAGAAGCAAAUCAUCAUUUCAAGCAAAAUACAUAACUUUUUUCACUCUUGGACAGAUAGCUCAGGGGAUAGCAGGAAUGCCUCUCUAUAUCCUCGGGAUAACCUUCCUUGAUGACAAUGUGCCCACACACUCAUCUGGCAUCUAUUUAGGCAUUGCAGACGCUGCGGGAAUACUGGGUUAUGCGUUGGGUUAUGCAAUAGGAGCACCACAGCUUAAGUCUUCUCAGAAUAGCACUUCUCAAACAAAAAACGCUUUCAACAACAUGGGUCAUGUGCUACAGCAGAACUGGUGGUUUGAUUUUCUGCUAGUCGCUUUGCUUGCUUGGUCUACGCUGAUACCAUUCUUAUGCUUUCCAUACACCUUAGCAGGUACAACCAAGAUAAGAGCUAGGAAACAAAGAGAGUUUUAUUUGUAUGAGAGCAACCUUAAAUAUUGGAAAUUUGAAGGAAAUAUUAAGGAUUUGUUUGGUGCUGUUUGGAUGCUGCUGAAGUCUCCAGUGUUUAUGUAUCAAGCUCUAUCCAAAGCUUCAGAAUCUUUAAUUAUUAUUGGAGCCUCUGAAUUUUUGCCUAUUUAUUUAGAAACUCAGUUUAUAUUAACACCCACGAUGGCAGCUUCACUUACAGGACUUAUUUUAGUUCCAGCAGGUGCACUUGGCCAACUCCUAGGAGGCAUCAUUGUUUACCAGUUGAAAAUGUCUUGUAAAGCACUGAUGAGAUUUAUAAUCGCUUCAUCUACUGUAGCCAUUAUAUUCUUUGGAGUAGUAUUUUUUGUACACUGUGAUCCAGUCAGGUUUGCCGGAAUAAGUGAAAAUUAUAAUGGCACAGGUCAGCUGGGAAAUCUCACGGCUCCUUGCAAUGAAAGGUGCAGAUGCUCCACGGGGCUGUAUUCUUCUGUAUGUGGAAGGGAUAACACUGAAUAUUUUUCUCCGUGCUUUGCAGGUUGCACACAUGCAAAAACUAUAGGCAAUCAAAAGAGGUACUACAAUUGUACAUGUAUUAAAGAAGGACUAACGACUUCUGAUGAUGAUGGUGAUUUUAUUGACGCUGUGCUCGGGAAGUGUGACAUGAACUGUUACACGCUGCCAUUGUUUUUUGCUUUUAUUUUUUCUGGAAUUGUUUUUACAAGCUUUUGUGGUGUACCAAUCAAUCUGAUUAUCUUUCGGAUUAUCCCCGAGCAUCUCCAUUCUCUCGCCAUCGGUAUAACCUAUGUGAUUAUGAGAAUAUUUGGGACAAUUCCUGGGCCAUUACUUUUUAAACAAACAGGAGAAACUUCGUGCACCUUUCGGGAUAUCAGUAAAUGUGGACACAAGGGACGUUGCUGGGUCUAUAACAAGACAAAAAUGGCAUUUAUUUUGAUUGGAAUAUGUUCUUUUUGCAAACUAUGUACUAUUUGUUUUACUGUACUUGGAUUUUACAAGUAUAGAGCUUUUGUAAGGGAAAAAAAAGAUAUCCUGCAAGAUAUAACAUGGAAGACUCCGAAAACAAGAAGAAAGAGGUCUAACUUCUAAUUAGAGCUUCACUGGGACUGUUGAAUAUCUGAAGAUCAGAGUCUGAAAACAGAUAUAUAUCCUUUAAAGAUGCCACAGAUGUAUUGCUGUGCC
Messenger RNA from Octodon degus (degu), 2268 nucleotides. It is a transcript of the gene Slco6a1, whose product is annotated as solute carrier organic anion transporter family member 6A1. Gene Ontology annotation, biological process: sodium-independent organic anion transport; transmembrane transport. The record is from RefSeq and is a predicted model, not a curated record. NCBI's taxonomy places the organism in Eukaryota, Metazoa, Chordata, Mammalia, Rodentia, Octodontidae. Gene Ontology annotation, molecular function: protein binding. The transcript is spliced from 14 exons. Gene Ontology annotation, cellular component: membrane. The coding region runs from base 1 to 2175 and encodes 724 amino acids.